This is a messenger RNA of Lagopus leucura (white-tailed ptarmigan), 2767 nucleotides long. RefSeq names its product glucosamine-phosphate N-acetyltransferase 1 (gene GNPNAT1). Gene Ontology annotation, biological process: UDP-N-acetylglucosamine biosynthetic process. The transcript has 6 exons. The record is from RefSeq and is a predicted model, not a curated record. The coding region runs from base 774 to 1403 and encodes 209 amino acids. Lineage: Eukaryota; Metazoa; Chordata; Aves; Galliformes; Phasianidae. Gene Ontology annotation, cellular component: endoplasmic reticulum-Golgi intermediate compartment; endoplasmic reticulum; Golgi apparatus. Gene Ontology annotation, molecular function: monosaccharide binding; glucosamine 6-phosphate N-acetyltransferase activity.
CGCCUGCAGGCUCGCACCGGCUCUGCUUCGUCCCCCUAUGGGGUGGGGGGUUGGUUGGUUUGCUGUUGUAACUGCGGGCAGUCUGUAUUUCCUAGUGGGGCUGGGGUGAGAAUGGGCGCUUCGAGGCUUCUCUUUAUUCUUUCUCUUUAUUUAAGAGCUUUCCUUAGUGAGUUUCCUAAAGCUGCCCUCACUUUGAGGUCUGGGUGCUGCCGCUGUGCUGAGUUGGGGCUGUGCUCUGUCUUAGAAAGGCCUGGGUUGCACAGGAGCACAGUGCUCAUCCAGCUCCAACCCCCUGCUGUGUGAAGGAUCGCCAACCAGCAGCCCAGGCUGCCCAGAGCCACAUCCAGGACUUCUCAGCAGUGACUCCUGCCGUGCUCUGUUGGUACCAGAGUACUCACCAGCAAUUCCUGCUCCGUGCAGUCGGAGGUGGCCCUCUGCUUCCUCUAGCCUUAACUUCCCGCAUCUCUUUAAUCAUUAACAGGUGCUUCUGGCAGUUCUGUUAAUGGGCGGUGAGAUGCUGUGCUGGGGUGGCAUCUGGUUCUGUAAAUACACAGAGCAAACAUGACGUAAAUGAACCCCUGGAAGCGUGCCUGGAUGCUGCGUGUCACCUGCGUGAUGGAAGCGUGUGUCUGUGUGAUGAGACUGCUUGGAAAACGCACCUUCUUCCUACCACCAGUCUGAAUGAAUGGGGAGAAUGCUUGUACACACUGCUUUCUCCAUGCACUUGGCUAAUUUCCUUUCCAGGGGGCUGUAGGUGCUAACUAUCCAGCUCAAUGCCUGUUAUUUUUUUCUCUCCAAGAGAAAACCCCUCUGGAGCACCUCUUGCUGCCAUGCUGCCUGUAGCGACCGCCAUGCCGGACGACACGCCGAUGUUUGACCCGAGCAUUCUGCACGAGCUUGACUGGAGUGAGAACACAGCCAUGUUUUCUCCUUCUAUUUCUCCUUCGGAGCCAGGAGAUGGGCUGGUCAUGAGACCGCUGUGCACAGCUGAUGUAAAUCGAGGCUUUUUCAAGGUCCUGGGUCAGCUGACUGAAACUGGAGUUGUGAGCCCAGAGCAGUUUAUCAAAACCUUUGAGCACAUGAAGAAAUCUGGAGAUUAUUACGUUACGGUUGUAGAAGAUACGAAUCUUGGACAGAUCGUUGCUACAGCAACGUUGGUGAUAGAACACAAGUUCACUCACUCCUGUGCAAAGAGAGGGAGGAUAGAAGACGUAGUAGUGAGCGGGGAGUGCAGAGGAAAGCAACUCGGGAAACUAUUAACGUCCACUCUUACAUUGCUAAGUAAGAGACUGAACUGUUACAAAAUCACACUCGAGUGUCUGCCAAAAAACGUGGCCUUCUACAAGAAGUUUGGCUAUUUGGUAUCUGAAGAAAACUACAUGUUUCAACGGUUCUUUAAUUAAGAACUUGCAGCACUGUUUUUGUACAGACUGUUGGUGGAGGAGCUCGUGGUACAUUCUCUUCAUGACAAAUUGAUAUAGUUUAUUGCUGCAAAUAUAACGAUCCCUAUAAAUACUGAACAUCAGAUGUGUAAAUCCUGCAAAGAAAAGGCAGCGCACUGACAUUCUAGGAGGGUUCUGUGGGUUAGCUCUUAGAACUAAUUUUUACUACUGUUCAGUCUAAGUGAAGCUUUUUUUGUUCUAGCUGAGUUCAAAGGACUCUUGUUAAAGGGAUGGUUUUUAACCAAAGGUCUAUAUUUUUAUCUCAAAUCUUUUCUUGCAUUGUAUUUUUCUAAAGGUUUGCGCUUCUCUUCUUGGUAGCCAAAGUACAGCUUUGUGGGGUUGUGCUCCUGUCUGUACUUCAAUGAAGGGUGGUGUAGGUGGGUAGGGAUGCUUCUCGUAUGCAGUCAGUAAUACAGGAUGGGAAUUUGUUCUGUUCUUUCCAUGAAAUCUCACUGAAGUGCUGUUGAUGUUUGUGUACCUGAAGUUUUAUAGGCACUGCUUUCUGAAACUGGAUUUGUUGCUGUUAGUGUCGUUGGGGGGUCCUUAUGGGCUCUGUUGAAGCCAAUGUUUUGGAGCCUAAAUGGAUGCACAGUCCUCCAUGCAGGGACCCUGCACUUUAGCUGAUAAUUUGUUUUCAGGACAAUUAUGUUUUAUGGCAAACCAACCCAUGAUUUGCAACAGAAAUAGGAAGCUGGAAUGUCUGACAGGCAGAAUUCACCUCAUCUCCAGUGGGCUUUUACUGGUACUCAGUGGGAAUGCCAAUGCCUGUACCUGUAAGAUGGUACCAACACAUUCAGCUUCACCCAACGCAUCCAACCAACUUGCUGUACUUGAACUCCUUUGGGCCAGUUCAGCUCUGGUUUUGCUGGUAACCACUUAUACCUAUUGCAUUUCAAACCAGCCCAGAGAUCCCAGAUCAGUGUCCUGAGGGAUAGCUGCUGUUUGCAAGCAUCCCUCUUCUGUAAGAUUGGAUAAAUGAUUUUAGCACUUUUGCCCCCAGAGGCAAGCAAAUAAUAUACAAAGCCCUCACUUCAACAAUCGUGUUUUGUGCAAGGAGAGUGACAAAUCCUCCAUCUCUGAAUAGGGCAUUAUGAAUAGGCAAAGGUUGGCACAGAGCAGCCAGCCUUGUUUGUGAACAGUUAGGCCUUAAAGAAAGUCCUUUCCUUGUGGUGAGGAGAGCUACUUUGAGGUGUGUGGGGGGGUUCUGUUUAAUGUCCCUGAUGGUACUUCACUCAAUAGUGUCCCCUUGCUAAUGUCUGUUUUAUUUAUUGAUUAUUUUUUAAAAAAAUCUUUGUUUAAGCUGAAUAAAUUAAGACUGCCAACUA